Messenger RNA from Sphenostylis stenocarpa, 285 nucleotides. The record is from the annotation of a GenBank genome assembly. Lineage: Eukaryota; Viridiplantae; Streptophyta; Magnoliopsida; Fabales; Fabaceae.
AUGGAGAUACUUAGGAUUGAUUUCCCCAAGUUUUCUGUUGAAUAUCACAAAUUUUUUGAGGAUGAAUCUUUGUGCUUGUGCCAGAAACCAGAGAACUAUGAGGUUGCAUGGAUCUUUUUGAUUUCUCAACAUAAUUUUGGGGAUUCAAAUGGAGAGCAUUCUUCCAAGUAUUCUAGAGGUAGUAAUUUCAUAAUUUUGCUUUCACAUAAAAGAAAGCAUGCCACUGUUCUCAUUGCUCUUCGUGCAGAGAUACAAGCCUUUGUCAAGGCUUUCAUGUUUUCUUGA